Phytophthora sojae is the source of this 783-nucleotide messenger RNA. RefSeq lists its product as hypothetical. The record is from RefSeq and is a predicted model, not a curated record. The coding region runs from base 1 to 783 and encodes 260 amino acids. Lineage: Eukaryota; Oomycota; Peronosporomycetes; Peronosporales; Peronosporaceae. The transcript has a single exon.
AUGUUGGAGAAGUUUGAGUGUGGUGACGUCGGACAUGGGUUGCCUCGAGCGCUGGAUGGUACAAGUGACACGGAGGUGGCCAGUGCUCUAGACAUAGCUAGACAGCUAACACGACGGGACUUGCAGCAAACACUAUUGACUUUGGCGGUGGAGAAAGCCGUGAAGCUUGAUGACGAAACGCUGAGUUCGUUGAGAUCGCUGGAGUCGUUGUGGGCUGUGGUUUUCAGCCGUAGUAACGAGAUGACGUUCCAGACCCUACCCAAUAAAUUCCAGCAAAUGAGCCCGAGGUUUCUGGCCCGUGCAAUCAAGACUUUUUCAAACUUUCCUGGCGAUGGUCGCUUCCCGGAUGACAAGAAAGCGGUGCUGGUGGCGAUUCUAGCGUGCCGGAGCGAAUGGUUGGCCAGCCAGAUCCGCGUGCUAGAGAGGCCGUUCUCGUGGAAAAUGCCCGCUGCAGAGUUCCCUGACUUCCCCCAAGUGGAGACGUUCCUACGCAGCUCCGAAGCGACGAUAAUUACGGAGGGAAUGUUUUCUUCUGAGGAUGAACCAAGAGUUACCAAGAAGCUCUGCUCAAUGUGGGGUCCUAUCUACCAAAUGAACGCUUCCUUCAAAUUGGAGGACAUGGGGAGGGGAUGGUCCGGAGCGGUGACAAUAAUUAAGACGCGGGAAUGGUACGACCAGAGGCAAACGGAACUGCGUUACAUGCAAAAGGAACUGAAGGACCUCAGGGCUGCUAUCGCAGAGACACUGGUGAGCAUACUGCAUCGAAGGAGAUUGGCUUCGUGA